AUGUCGCAGCCCUUACACCAUGAUAGUCCGGAGGACUCUACGACGGAGAUAUCGUUGUCCCUCCAAGUACCUCCAUCGCCAUCACGUUCCUUAGGUGGUAGCACGUUACGAUCAAGAGCAGACUCAUUCAAUUCCGAAGCGGAGACCGCAAGGUCGAGAGCGACUUCUGUUAAUUCAACAACAGAGACCGCAAGGUCGAGAAAGAACUCUGACGUUCAGACAAUACGCUCAAGAUUUGAAGGGGACGACUUAAGCCCAGAAGAAGCCUUGAGACCUGAUAAGACCGAUGAGAAAGAUUUGGAAGUGGCUGAUAGCCCGUUCGCUUUUUCAACACGUCAACUGAACAAACUUCUCAGCCCAAAGUCACUCGCUGCAUACAGAGCAUUGGGAGGUCUCAGAGGUCUAGAGCGAGGGCUACGGACAGAUGCGGUAGCUGGCUUGAGCGUGGAUGAGACGUCAAUAUCAGGAAAAAUCAAUCUUGAAGAGGCGACUCGGGGUGCAAGGACGAAAAAGCCCCCGGCCGCGGGGACAUUAAUUGCGCAGGAUGUUAUGGUGACGGAUCAUGAAGUCAAAGGCCAAUACCACGACCGGAUACGAAUUUUCAAGGAUAACCGACUACCAACAAAGAAGUCUCUGAGUAUAUGGAAAUUGUUUUGGGACGCCUUCAACGACCGAGUGCUCAUUAUCCUGACCAUUGCAGCGGUCAUUUCACUGGCCCUCGGUAUUUACGAAGCCGUUGGUCAAACGCCAGCUCCUGGGCAGGGUCCAUCGUUGGACUGGGUCGAAGGUUUGGCGAUCGAGGUCGCGGUUGUAAUAGUGGUGCUUGUGACUGGCUUGAACGACUACAGAAGAGAAAAACAGUUUGUGGCACUCAACGAGAAAAAGGAGGACCGGCAGGUGAAAGCUAUUCGGUCUGGUAAAUCGGUACUGAUUUCGGUUUUUGAUGUAAUGGUUGGCGAUGUCCUCCAUCUGGAAUCAGGCGACUCUAUCCCAGCAGACGGCAUUCUAAUUAAUGGUCAUGGCAUCAGAUGCGACGAGUCUUCAGCUACGGGAGAAUCAGACGCAAUGAGGAAGACUGGGGGACAGGAAGUCUGGAACCGCAUCGAAGAAGGAACUGCCACAUCGAAGCUGGAUCCAUUUGUCAUCUCCGGCAGCAAAGUUCUUGAAGGUGUUGGAACGUACCUGGUCACCUCGGUCGGUGUCAACAGCAGUUUUGGUAAAGUCAUGAUCGGGUCGCAGACCGGGGACGAAGAAACCCCGUUACAAAUUAAACUUGCGAAGAUGGCCAAUUGGAUUGGAUACCUAGGGACCGCAGCAGCUGGACUUCUUUUUUUCAUUCUGCUCAUUCGGUUUCUUGCCGGACUUUCUGGGGAUACUAGUACUCCUGCUAUGAAAGGCUCGAAAUUCUUAGAUAUACUCAUCGUUGCUAUCACGAUCAUCGUCGUGGCGGUUCCAGAGGGCCUUCCUGUGGCGGUCACGCUUGCGUUGUCGUUCGCUACCAAAAAGAUGCUCCAGGAGAAAAAUCUGGUACGCCAUCUGCGGGCUUGCGAGACCAUGGGCAAUGCUACAACGAUCUGCUCAGACAAGACAGGUACGCUCACACAGAACAAGAUGACAGUGGUCGCUGGUAUCAUGGGUUCAAAAGUCGAGUUCGCCAGAGAAGUAAAUCUUGGGGACGCAGAACGCAAUGUCAUUCCAUUUCCCGCCGCGUUCAAGCGACUGUCGUCGAUUGUAAGAACACUCAUUCUGCAGUCAUGUGCCAUCAACUCUACCGCUUUUGAGGGAGAGGAGGACGGAAAAAGUACUUUCAUUGGCUCCAAGACAGAGACUGCACUGCUCAUAAUGGCUAAAGAGCAACUCGGAAUGGGACCAGUGGCUGAAGAGCGACACGGCGUUGAGGUUGUGCAGCUCAUACCUUUCGACUCGGAUCGCAAGUGCAUGGGCGUGGUGAUUCGACUUGCGUCGGGCACUUACCGCCUACUGGUUAAAGGCGCUGCUGAGAUACUUCUGGAAAAAGCGACCUCAGAACUGGUCGAUACAGCGGGAGAAGCUCUUCAUCAAUGCACUCUCACAGACUCUUCCAGAGCCCAAGUUUCUGCGAGCAUAGAUGAAUUCGCUAAGAAAUCACUACGGACCAUUGCUAUGCUCUACAAGGAUUUCCAACAGUGGCCGCCACUUGGUGCCCGUACCUUGGAUGAGGACAGAAAAGUCGCUCUGUUCGAAGACGUAUUCUGCGAUAUGACACUCCUUGCUAUCGUUGGCAUCCAGGAUCCUUUGAGAGACGGUGUCGCAAAGGCAGUGAAGCAAUGCCAAGACGCUGGAGUCAAGGUUCGAAUGGUUACUGGAGACAACGUAAUGACAGCCAGCGCAAUUGCUCUGGAGUGCGGUAUCAAAACACCUGACGGGCUAGUCCUGGAGGGACCUAGAUUUCGCCAGAUGUCUGACGAGCAGAUGGAUGAAGCCAUACCCCGGCUUGAAGUCCUUGCCCGUUCUUCUCCGGAGGACAAACGCCUCCUGGUCGCGCGUCUCAAGGAGCUCGGUGAGACUGUAGCUGUCACUGGCGAUGGCACGAACGACGGACCAGCUCUGAAGACUGCAGAUGUCGGCUUUUCCAUGGGUAUAGCCGGCACAGAGGUUGCCAAAGAAGCCAGUGCCAUCAUUCUUAUGGAUGACAACUUUUCCAGCAUCAUCAAAGCCAUCAUGUGGGGCCGUUCAGUCAACGACGCGGUUGCCAAAUUCUUACAAUUCCAGAUUACCGUCAACAUCACAGCUGUGGUCCUGGCCUUCGUCUCCGCUGUAUCAUCCCCAGACAUGCACUCCGUCCUCUCCGCCGUUCAGCUCUUGUGGGUGAACCUUAUUAUGGAUACGUUCGCCGCUCUUGCUCUCGCAACGGAUGCCCCAACGGAGAAAAUCCUGAACCGCAAACCCACUCCCAAGUCUGCGCCGCUGAUUACGACUAAUAUGUGGAAGAUGAUCAUUGGCCAAGCGAUAUAUCAAUUACUCGUUACGUUCGUUCUCUAUUUCGCCGGCUCUUCGAUUCUGGGAUACUCGAAGAGCGACACUCUCCUCCAGACCGAGCUGGACACAAUAGUGUUCAACACUUUUGUCUGGAUGCAGAUUUUUAAUGAAUUCAACAACCGCCGCCUCGACAACAAGCUGAAUAUCUUCGAAGGCGUUCACCGCAACGCUUUCUUUAUCAUUAUUAAUAUUAUCAUGGUCGCUGGUCAGAUUAUGAUUAUCUUCGUUGGUGGCGCGGCUUUUCAGAUCAAGAGGAUAGACGGCACGCAGUGGGUUAUCUGCAUUCUAUGUGCGCUGCCAUGCCUUUUGUGGGCCAUAGUCCUACGGUACAUACCCGACCGGUAUGCCGCAGCAGUAUUCUGCUUUGUCAACAAGGUCUGGCUUGCGCUUGCGAGCCCGGUCCUCAAGGGCUUGAAGGUUUUUUUCAGACCUGUCGCUCAAGCAUGGCGAGUCACGAAGCGCUUCAUGCAACGGACAACAUCAAAAGUCGUACGCAAAACGGGGGCCACAGACGACACCGCAUGUCCAGACGAGGAAUCUGGGCUCGGGAUCAACAUGGGAAAGUUCUCGUCACCAACCUCUCCCGUGACGCCGUCGGAGCUGCCGCUGCAACCUCCACCUAUCACACUUACGACCGCAUGA
Messenger RNA from Letharia lupina, 3660 nucleotides. RefSeq lists its product as uncharacterized. Gene Ontology annotation, biological process: calcium ion transmembrane transport; intracellular calcium ion homeostasis. Lineage: Eukaryota; Fungi; Ascomycota; Lecanoromycetes; Lecanorales; Parmeliaceae. Bases 1 to 3660 code for a protein of 1219 amino acids. Gene Ontology annotation, molecular function: ATP hydrolysis activity; ATP binding; P-type calcium transporter activity. Gene Ontology annotation, cellular component: membrane; intracellular membrane-bounded organelle. The record is from RefSeq and is a predicted model, not a curated record. The transcript has a single exon.